UUUCACCCAAAUACUUCGCCUUCUCCUUCUUCUCCCUCCAGAAUCAGUUUUGAGAAUCAUCAAUGCCCCCAUAGUUUUAAGUUUUAUGGCAUGAUCAACCAACAAAGAUGAAAGAUGAUCCUAAAGCUAGAAAUGACUUUAUUCAUCUAAAGAUAAGGAAAAGUUUGAUUCCAGAAGAAGUGAGGUGAGGUGAAUUUUUCAAAAAAAAAUUCAAAAAAGGUGAGGUGAGUUCGUGCUACGGCGAGUCGAAUCGUCGAAGCAGUCAAGUCGAAGUCGAGACCUGCUGCCACUCACGGCGGGUGGCUUUCUCCGCUUCGUUGGAAAGCUUAAAUCGGCUGAAUUGCCUCCAAAAUACUAUAUUUCUUUUCCACAGACAGCAGUGCCCUACUGCCCUGCGCCCCUCACCCGAUUCCGAGUCCCGCGCUGCGCGGCUGCUCCAUCCGGCCUUCCCCUGCCUGCUCGCUGAGUCGGUCUUCUGUAUUUUAGGAUCAGUACUUUCCACAUCAGUGUAUGACUUAUUAGCCAAGGGGAUGGCUGAGCGGCAAGCUAUUGACCAGCCUGUUCUAAAGGAUGAUAUGAUUGCCUGUGUCAUGGCUCUAGAAGUUGCAUUGCUUCCGUGCCUACCUGCCAGAGAACUCCAAGCAAUUGACCGUUCUGCUCAUCCUUAUCACCAGAUUGAUGUUGAGAGGCAUGCUAGAGAUUUUAUGGACGCGGCAAAAAAGCUUCAACUUUUUUUUAUUGGAUUGCAACGUCAGGAUCAACCAAUCAGAGCAAGUUGUCUCCUAAAGGAGAUUGCGACCAUGGAAGAAGAGUUGAAAACGAAAAGGGAGAUAGUAAGUAAGCAUGAGAGACUUAUACAAGAAUGGAGAGAGCAAUUGGGCAACCAAUUGAAUAAACACAUCACUGAGUUGGAAAGGGUUUGAGAAAAUGGGCUGAAUUAUAUGCUUAUGUAGUUAUGUUAAUCGACCCCAAAUACUUUUGAAAUUAAGGCUCAGAUAUCGUUGUUUGGUUUCUACUAUGCAAUCGAGUACCAUGUCAAUAAUUUCCGUAGCACAAUUUGAUUGAUCUGUUAUGGACCGUCCUUAGCUACCAAGCGUUUAUACUUUUCUUUUUAAUGAAUUAGUUAGGGUGUGUUUGAAUCACCUUAAGUGAAAUGGUAGGAACAAAUGCAG
This is a messenger RNA of Cuscuta europaea, 1172 nucleotides long. The record is from the annotation of a GenBank genome assembly. NCBI's taxonomy places the organism in Eukaryota, Viridiplantae, Streptophyta, Magnoliopsida, Solanales, Convolvulaceae.